Drosophila hydei is the source of this 417-nucleotide messenger RNA. RefSeq names its product probable 60S ribosomal protein L37-A (gene RpL37a). The transcript has 3 exons. The record is from RefSeq and is a predicted model, not a curated record. NCBI's taxonomy places the organism in Eukaryota, Metazoa, Arthropoda, Insecta, Diptera, Drosophilidae. Bases 84 to 365 code for a protein of 93 amino acids. Gene Ontology annotation, molecular function: RNA binding; structural constituent of ribosome. Gene Ontology annotation, biological process: translation. Gene Ontology annotation, cellular component: cytosolic large ribosomal subunit; ribosome.
UAUACAGCAGCUAUAUGUCAAAUUGACGUUUGUUCGCUGCGCCUCUCUUUCGCUCUUUCUUCUACGAGCGUUCGCCAUACAAGAUGACGAAAGGUACCUCGAGCUUUGGUAAACGCCACAAUAAGACGCACACCCUGUGCCGUCGCUGUGGCCGCUCCUCCUACCACAUCCAAAAGUCGACUUGCGCCCAAUGCGGCUAUCCCGCAGCCAAGUUGCGUUCAUACAACUGGUCCGUAAAGGCCAAGAGGAGGAAGACCACUGGCACCGGCCGCAUGAGCCAUCUGAAGGUUGUGCGUCGUCGUUUCCGCAACGGAUUCCGCGAGGGCACCCAGGCUAAGCCCAAGAAGGCUCAGUCCGGCAAAUAGGCGUAAAGCUAUUUCAGCUUUCCGCAACCGCUCUCCAACCAACAAAUAGCAA